AGCUGGCCUGAAACAAGGAAGCGACAUCGCAUGCGUACCAAACAUAGGAGUCUCACAGUAUGGCUGAGUUUGGUGAAUAAGAUAGGCUCCUCGUGAUGCCAGCGGGUAUGCACUUAAAAGACCACAGAACCGAAACGGAUAUGAAGAACUCACGGUGUUACUGAGUGGAAAAACGAAGCCGGAAGUGAUCUGGGAUAACGCUCAAGGAAACUCUGUCACCUUCGGUUGGUGCUUGGUCGAGCCGGCAGACCCUACGUCACUUCCUCAAGUUAUUUCCAUUUGUUUGUGACCAACGCCAGCAGUUAUCCUGCACCCUACACACCACAGAUAACGAUGCUGCUUUAUUUCAAACAUGUCGGGGUGAGAUAUAUUUAAACUUCCGUUCUCUGAGAAACUGCAGGAGAUCCGGCAGCGACCAGACGUGUUAGCUUGAGCAGAGGCAGAAAAACGUGCGACCGCUACGAUAAAGUACUUGUUCGGCUAACGUUAGCUAGCUAGUUUAGGUUAAUUGGCCACCUAUUGUUAGCCUGGUCCCCGGUGCGGCGGUGUUGGGUAACGUCAGCCGGCUCGUUCACCGCUGUGGACCGAUGGAGUGCCCUCAUCUGAGCUCGAACGUGAGCUGCGCUGUGGAUUCACCCGGGUUCCCUCACGGGGCGCCGUCCUCCUGGUGCUGCAACGUCUGCAGGUCUAAUAAAAGUCCGUGGAUUUGCCUCACGUGUACCACGGUCCACUGUGGAAGAUAUGUCAAUGGACAUGCAAAGAAGCACUUUGAAGACACUCAAGUUCUCAGCAACAGUCAAAGGAAGGUCGAGAAACAGGAAAAAGAGAAAUCCCAUCACUCUGUCUGCAUGGACUGCAGCAACUUCAGUGUGUUUUGUUACAGAUGUGAUGAAUUUGUUGUCAAUGACACUAAACUUGGGCAUGUGCAGAAGGUGAGGGAGCAUCUUCAGAGUUUAGAAAACUCAGCUUUGAUGGGUGACAGACAGAGGAAAAGAAAACUCCAGGAAAGUCCAGCUCCAGACAGCAAACUGUUAAAAGACAAUGACGUGGCAGCUUUAGGUGCCACAGGCCUGCGGAACUUGGGCAACACGUGCUUCAUGAACGCCAUUCUGCAGUCGCUCAGCAACAUCGAGCAGUUCAGCUGUUAUUUCAAGGAGUUGCCCGCGGUAGCUCUCCGCAGUGGUAAGACAGCAGGAAGAAGGAUGUACCACACCCGCAGCCAAGGGGACAACAGUGUGUCGUUAGUGGAGGAGUUCAGGAAAACCCUUUGUUCGCUGUGGCAGGGCAGUCAGACUGCCUUCAGUCCAGACUCCUUAUUUUAUGCCAUAUGGAAAAUCAUGCCAAGUUUCAGGGGUUAUCAGCAGCAGGACGCCCACGAGUUCAUGCGCUACCUGCUGGACCACCUCCACAGAGAGCUGCAGUACAGUCGUAACGGGUCGUCGCUCCCGGUCUCACCUCAGGAUGGCGUCAGACUCUCCACGGCAGAGGGCAAAUGCUGCAUAAAUGGGACUGCCAGUGUUGUCACUUCAAUUUUUGGCGGAAUACUUCAGAAUGAGGUCAACUGCCUGAUAUGUGGGACAGAAUCUCGAAAGUUUGAUCCAUUUCUUGAUUUGUCUUUGGACAUUCCUAGCCAGUUCAGACAAAAGAGAAGUAAGGACCAGGAGCCAGGACCAACCUGCACCUUGCGUGACUGCUUACGUAGUUUCACUGACCUGGAAGAACUUGAUGAAACAGAGCUGUACUAUUGCCACAAAUGUAAAAAGCGACAGAAGUCCACGAAGAAGUUCUGGAUUCAAAAGCUGCCAAAGGUUUUGUGUCUUCACCUUAAAAGGUUCCACUGGACAGCCUUCUUGAGAAACAAGGUCGAUACCUAUGUGGAAUUUCCACUGAAAGGCCUGGACAUGAGGGGAUACCUGCUUGAGCCAGAGAACUCUGUACCAGGGAGUUGCCUGUACGACCUUGCGGCUGUUGUCGUGCAUCAUGGUUCUGGGGUUGGAUCAGGGCAUUAUACAGCAUAUGGCAGCCACAAGGGCGGCUGGUACCACUUCAACGACAGCACAGUAACUCUGACCAAUGAGGAUGCAGUGAGGAAGGCCAAGGCCUACAUCCUCUUCUACGUGGAGAGGACUGGCCACGUGCCCUCAGACAAGACCACCACCAACAAACCCGCUGUGGACAACACGGCCCCAGACGGCAUUUCUUCAGGAGCAGGUGGCCGGGACCAAGUCACAGCAGAUACGGAGGCUGCAGAUGGUGUUUCGAUGGAUGCAGCAGCCUCACACAUGGUGGAUACCUUGGACAAGAAAUCCCCAGAUAACGUCAACGUGGCAAAUGUGGGUAGAGACAUGGAUGAAGCUGACACAGAUAGAGAUUCCUCUGACAAGGCUGCAACAGAGGAGAGCGGCCAAGCUAUACAGACGUCUGCACAAUGAUUCAGUCAGACUUCACUGCCUUAGACCAGCUCCUCACUCCAUGUCGGCUCCACGUCGGCCACAUCUCACACAGUGCUUGAUUAUAAUAAUUUUUCUAUGUAUAAUAAUAUAUGUGCAACAAUUCUUCUUUUAUGACUUGCAUGACGGCAUCAUGUAUAAUUUGCUGCUUGAUUUUUGUUUAGUAGACUCUGCAUUUAUUUCCUUGAUGUUGUAAUCUUCAGUUGAGGUAGACUUCUCCGUAUGUAAUAGAUUACAAAGGUGAUUGUUAAGUAAUGAAGCUUUAGCCUUGGAAAACCUCAGUUGGUCCAAUGUUUAGACUGAUGAGACACUGUGUCAUUGUGAAAAGAAUAGGGUUUUUUUUUUUUUUUAAAGUUUCUAACUAUAUUUUCCACAUAUUAAGAACCUCAGUUCUUUUUUUACAGGUAUUAGUGGAGAUUUUAGGAUUUAAAUCCAACACAUUUAUUGACUGAGAGUUGCUCUUUAGAGUCUUAGAAAGUUGUUUUAACCUCUUGACCAGAACCAAUGUGAAAGAAAUGAUCAUUGUCUAAUUGUUUAGUUUUUUGUCUGUACUGGUGUCGGAGUAUAUUUGAACUACACACGCCCCAUGAACUUCAGAAAAUGUAUCAGGCAAAGUGAACAUGACAAAAUACAACGAAGAGUCUUUUUUUUUUUCAAAUGUUUGAUGUUUUUCUGAGCUCCACUCCUUUUCUAGUGAGCCUGGCAGCGAGCCGUUACCACGAUCAGACAUCCUGUAACACUGAUAGCUAAGCAGACACUCUUCUGAUGCACCUGCUCUGAAAGUCCUUUUUUAAAUAGUGCUUUAAUAGGCAGAAUAUUGCUUUGAAUAAGAGAACAAUUAGCUCAUGUAAUCACAAAACCUCAGAUGAGAAAUGUCAAAUUUCAGAUCCAGAUUCAGUUUAUUCCUGAUUUAGUUUAUCUAAAUUAAGCUCUGGGUUACAGAAUUAAAAAAUAAAAUAAAAACUUCUUCUCCAGGACAGAGGGGCGGAUAAAAAGUUGACACUGUCAGUCAUUCGACAGAAUAUUAAUAUGCAAUUGUUAAAACUGCUGACUUGGUGUUUCAGACAUUUGAUACCUUUUGUUUUAAAAAUGUGAUGUUUUUAUAUACAUUUUCAUGUUCUUUGACAAAUUUUAAUGACCAAAAUGUAAAAUAAAUAUAGACUAGAAGUACAUUUUUCCAAAUGUAAACAUUUAGUCUAGUCAUUUAUUACUGUUUACAUAGGAUGUCACGUUUUGUAAGCUGGACACAUGCACACCAGAAGGUACAUUGGUAAUUGUCCCAACACCGGUAUUAUUGUUGUUCGUUAAUGGAAAACAGCCUUUGAUAUGUUCAAAUACGACCUUAGAGAGAAAAAAAUGUUUUAGCAUGCCUCUUUUUUUUCCUCCCUUCCCUCUAGCGAACAUCUCCACCCACACACACUCAUGAGAGCGCCCCUCAGGACACGUGCCAGCCAAUCAGCCUUCUCGCUCAGGCAGGAACAAGUGCUUCUGUAUAUGCUGAACAACAGCUGCUCCUCCUCACCUGCUCACCGGUGGCUGCAGGCUCGCUGCUCCAUCCC
Paralichthys olivaceus (Japanese flounder) is the source of this 4009-nucleotide messenger RNA. It is a transcript of the gene usp3, whose product is annotated as ubiquitin specific peptidase 3. Gene Ontology annotation, biological process: protein deubiquitination. NCBI's taxonomy places the organism in Eukaryota, Metazoa, Chordata, Actinopteri, Pleuronectiformes, Paralichthyidae. Gene Ontology annotation, cellular component: cytoplasm. Gene Ontology annotation, molecular function: cysteine-type deubiquitinase activity; zinc ion binding. The record is from RefSeq and is a predicted model, not a curated record.